GGUUGGGACCAAAACCUCUGGGUCCUUGGAGGAAGAGAGAGCUUGGGGUCCUACAUUGUUAAGUUAUUCAUGGAGGUGGGCAGGCCCUCUGGGUAUAGAGGGAGGAGGGUCUGGGGUUUUGUACUCCUGAGUUCCCAGAAGGGAGGGGGGAGAUCCCCACACCAGUUCUGAAUGUAUAUCUGAUGCGUGUGACCCUCUUUUUCCUUGACGACCACCCUGGCUUCCCUUCUUCCCUUUCCUCCUCCCCCCCCCCUUCCUGAGAGGGACAGGAAGAGGACACUGCACUCCUGGGGGCCGAGGCUUGGGGAAUUUCCUUUCCUGGGCAUGUCAGGCCCCGCCCCCACAGUGAAAUCCUGCUAAUUAUCUCUUUGUAUCCCCCCAUGCCACCCACACCAGAAGAGGAGCGCCCCAAGCCCAGGUGAGAUCCUACGGGGCGUUCCAGACCCUGUCCUCCUUAGUAUUCCCCCCACCUCCGCCGCCAGAGACCCAGUGAGAGAAAGCACAGAAGGAGAGUGGGGGAAUCAGAAGAAAGGAAAGGACAGUCAGCAAUUCCUUCUUUCACCCAAGAAAGAACUUCCCUCUGCAUUUGGCAAGGCAGAGCCUGUCUUCUCUAUUGGUGGAACUGACCCAGAUGCAGUGACUGAUAGAGCAGGGAGCCCUGGGCACCAGAGCUGCACAGAAGUCUUUACAUUUUCCCUAGGCAAUUAAGGAAGACAGGAAGGUGGUGGCGCCUGAGUCCUGAGGGAAGAGGCAUUUAUUAACUGAAGGAGGUAGAAAGAGCACUCUAGGCAGAGAGAGGGGUGUGCACAGAAUCUGCUGGUUGGAUAUAGUCUGGUCUUUUCAGGGAACCGAAGCAGACACUGGUCCUUUUGAGACGAGGAUCCUAAGUUAGGCUGGCCAGCGAAGGCCGUGAAAGCUCAUCAAGGCACAUACAUAACUUAAAAUUUUUAGUGGCCACAUUAAAAAAAAGUAAGACAAAAGAGGUAAAAUAAAUUUUAAUAGUAUAUUUUAUUCAACCCAUUGUAUCCAAAAUUUUAUCAUUUCAAUGUGUAAUCAAAGUAAAAAUCCUUAAGGAGAUAUUUUACUUUUGUUUUUAGUAGUAAGCCUUUGGAAUUUGUUGUUAUAUUCCACUUAGAGCCCAUCUCAAUUCGAAUGAACCACAUUUCGGGGGCUCAGGAGCCUCACGUGGCUAGUGGCUACCAUGUUGGACAGUGCCGCCCUAUAGUCUGGUCAGGGAAGUCAGACAACUCAUGAUCUUUCUCUCGUUCUACCUACCCAGUCGUCCUGUGGUGCCCCCAUUGAUCCCCCCAAAGAUCCCAGAAGGGGAACGCGUCGACUUCGAUGUAAGUAGUAGAUAUCCCAACCCCAGGGGCUGACGCUAACCCACAUGGUGCCUUUGUGCAAAUUAGGACGCUUAACUUCUUUCCUUCAGAAGAGCUUCAGGGUAUUUCAUUAGGGUCAGAAUAAGACGCUUUACCGCCACCUGCUGGCAGUAAAUGUUAUUAUAGUAAACGUACAAACCCAUCGAUUCUUGCUGUGAAUAGCUCCCCCUAGCGCACACGACAGGGUAGCUGACGUGUCUGAGAGAAAAGCUAAGAGGCUUUUGCCUUCCCGGGGGUCUUGCAGUACUGCUCCGGGAAUCACAGGGCUCCCACCCUCUGUUCUGCAGGACAUCCACCGGAAGCGCAUGGAGAAAGACCUGCUCGAGCUGCAGACACUCAUCGACGUGCAUUUUGAGCAGAGGAAGAAAGAGGAAGAGGAGCUCAUUGGGCUGAAGGAGCGCAUUGAGCGGCGGCGGGCUGAGAGAGCUGAGCAACAGCGCUUCAGAACAGAGAAGGAGCGGGAGCGUCAGGCCAAGCUGGCGGAGGAGAAGAUGCGAAAGGAAGAAGAAGAAGCCAAGAAGCGGGCUGAGGAUGAUGCUAAAAAGAAGAAGGUCCUGUCCAACAUGGGGGCCCAUUUUGGGGGUUACCUGGUCAAGGCUGAACAAAAGCGGGGUAAGCGCCAGACGGGGCGGGAGAUGAAACAACGGAUCCUGUCUGAGCGUAAAAAGCCUCUGAACAUCGACCACAUGGGCGAGGAGCAGCUCCGGGAAAAGGCUCAGGAGUUGUCUGACUGGAUCCACCAGUUGGAGUCUGAGAAGUUUGACCUGAUGGCAAAGCUGAAGCAGCAGAAAUAUGAGAUCAAUGUGCUCUACAACCGCAUCAGCCACGCUCAGAAGUUCCGGAAGGGGGCAGGGAAGGGCCGCCUGGGAGGCCGCUGGAAGUGAGGACGCCAGGACAGUGGCCUACCUUGGCACAACUGGGAGCCAUCAGUGGUUGUCCCAUUUGUAGCUCAGAAUAAAUGCUCCCCCC
Loxodonta africana (African savanna elephant) is the source of this 2351-nucleotide messenger RNA. It is a transcript of the gene TNNT1, whose product is annotated as troponin T1, slow skeletal type. The transcript is spliced from 7 exons. The record is from RefSeq and is a predicted model, not a curated record. Gene Ontology annotation, cellular component: troponin complex. Bases 1688 to 2266 code for a protein of 192 amino acids. Gene Ontology annotation, biological process: sarcomere organization; slow-twitch skeletal muscle fiber contraction; regulation of muscle contraction. Gene Ontology annotation, molecular function: troponin T binding; tropomyosin binding. Lineage: Eukaryota; Metazoa; Chordata; Mammalia; Proboscidea; Elephantidae.